This is a messenger RNA of Acanthosepion pharaonis, 660 nucleotides long. NCBI's taxonomy places the organism in Eukaryota, Metazoa, Mollusca, Cephalopoda, Sepiida, Sepiidae. The record is from the annotation of a GenBank genome assembly.
AUGGUAACUUCAAAAAAUUAUCAGAGGUACGCAAAUGUCCAGGGACGCAUUUGUUAUAGGGACGCAAAUGUCCGGAUAAACAAUUCUCUGGUACACAGUUGUCUGGGACGCAAAUGUCUCGUACUUUGUCUCUUGUUGUCUGUUUCUCUGUCUGUCUGUCUAUUUAUCUAUCUAUCUAAAUCUUUUUCUAUCUAUCAAGUUCAGUCUGUUUCUACUUAUCCAUUCUUUCUUUCUUUCUUUCUUUCUUUCUUUCUUUCUUUCUUUCUUCUUUCUUUCUUUCUUUCUUUCUUUCUUUCUUUCUUCUUUCUUUCUUUCUUUCUUUCUUCUGUAGUAUCUAUCUAUCUAAAUCUUUUUUCUAUCAAGCCCAAUUUGUUUCUACAUAUCUAUUCUAGAUCUUCUUUCUUUCUUUCUUUCUUUCUUUCUUUUUUUCCCUCUUUCUUUCUUUCUUUCCUUCCUUCUUUCUUUCUUUCUUUCUUUCUUUCUUUGAUUCUUCUUUCUUUCUUUCUUCUCCAGUAUCUAUCUAUCUAUCUAUCUAUCUAUCUAUCUAUCUAUCUAUCUAUCUAUAAUGACAACACACGCUCUCUUAUUCAUUUCCUCUUUCUCUUUUAUCGAUACACUCACGCUCUCUCUCUCUCUCUCUCUCUCUCUCUCUUUCGGUGA